This is a messenger RNA of Anisakis simplex (herring worm), 4716 nucleotides long. The record is from the annotation of a GenBank genome assembly. Lineage: Eukaryota; Metazoa; Nematoda; Chromadorea; Rhabditida; Anisakidae.
AUGUCGACACAAAACUCCACCACAAAUAAUCGUCAAUCGCAUCAGAACACGUCGUCUGCAUCGAGUUUAUCGUCAGUUGCAGAGACGAUUCAAGCGGUAAUCAUGAAUAAUAUUCGACCAUCGAACUCAGCCGAAUCGAUUGUGCCUUCCCCUUCAACAGUAGCAGCAGUUCCGUCAACGGCAUCAGCCUCAGCAGGAGCCGCGAUAACCACAACCACAGCAUCCUCGACAACGAUGACGACGAGCACACCGAGUACACCGUUGUUUAGUCCACCUCGUUUACCGACUUCAAGCCAAGUGGCCAGCACGGUCAACGAAAAGAGACAACGACGCGCGAAUAGAUUGCAUGACUAUUUUGAAAAUGCAAAUAAAUUGGUGGAGAAUGCGGAUACAACGACACCAUUCGACAAUUUAGCUGAUGCCCUGAAACGAUUGUUGCCGUUCAGCGUUUAUAAUGAGCCACAACUCAGCGAAGCGAUUCUUGAUCAAUUUGAUGAGGAUUAUUUGCGGCAUGUUGUGCGUUUAAGCGAACGGAAAAACCAAGUGGAACAGCGAUUGCGUAAUAUUGUUUACAACGAGGCCAUGCGAAUCGUAGACCCAAUCGAAGAGUGUUUAUUGUUGUCGAUGGAGAGUGAAUAUGAGAAGCGGAAAUUGAACGACGAACGUGUGGAGGUAGCGAAUGAUUCAGCAAGUUUUGUUGCGAACUCGGACAUCUGCAAACACAUGAACGAAGAGCAAUGGCUUGCGGCUAAACAAAAGUUCGAGGCACUGAAAAAACCCGAUCAUAUUCUACAUACAACAAGCACAACCGCAGCAUCGGCUUCGUCACCGUUCGCCAAGCAACAUAUUCAUUUCGAUUAUCACCCGUUUAACGAGACCGAGAUUCUGUCAAAAUGUAUGAGUCCGUGGCCGGAUUCCGAUUCCGAACAACGCCCUGAUCGUCGACCACCACCCUCACCUGCACCUUCAACAUCUUCCUCGUCGACAUCCUCAUCAACGCUGUCAUCAUCUGAGACAUCCACGUCUGAGUCUGAAAAUGAAGAUGAAGAGAUGGACGAUAAUGAAACGCUGAAUUCAGAGGAUUCAAAGAAGCGACGAUCAGCAGUGACGGUCAUCAAAAAAGAAAUUGACUUGAAAUUGACGAAACAAUCAAUAAAAGUUGAGAUAGACGACGACACUGUUCACCCGUUGAAUCCAAGUAUAUGCAGUCAGCAGCAAAAAGAGCAACUCUCUGUGGAAAGUGGUGGCAUCAAAGAGAGCGAUUGCAAUGUUGUUGUGCCUCAACCAAAUGACGGUCGUGAAUGUUUGGUUGAGUCGAGUCCAUCACCCGAACUUACCACACAGUCGUCGAUUGCGUCGCCGAAAAAAUCGAAGCACUUGCCGUGUUCGUCGGUGUGCUCAAGCACCGCGCCAACCUCAAGAACGACGACGAACCUAGACGAUACACGACGGCUGCGAACCGCCAUAAUCAGUGCCACUUCGCAGCCAUCUGUCGUGCCCCAAACGAAGUCGCCAGCUGUUUGUGGUGGUGAAUCCCGCAGUGGGAAUGCACCAUCCACUUCGACAUCAUCACGACGAAACUCACCACGUCUAUCGGCCUCACGUCGAAACUCCGAAUCCUGCCCAUCCUCAUCGGAUACCGCCAUAUCACUGUCUUCGCCAAAGCGCGCCUCACUGCCCGUCUCGUCGCCAUCGGCUGCAUCCACCACCUCAUCGUCAUCUGUGGGCAGCGUUUUCGGGAAACGUUUGCCAGCCGCAGCACAGAAAUCAGGAAGUGGUGCUAAAGCAGUGGUGAACAGUGAGAAAAUGGCGGAUCGAGAGUCAUCGACGAUGAGUGCCGAUAGAAAUGACAAGCAAAAGAAGGAGAUUGCCUCAGCGGACGGCAGUUGUCAUGAGCGUGAGAGCACUAGCGUGAAUGCAAGAAGUCAAAAUUCGAGACCAUUCAGGAAAAGGCGAUUUGUUGCGGCGGCAUUGACAACUUCGGUAAAUUCUUCUGGGGACGAUCAAAAUGGAUUGUUCAGCGAACGUUUGACUGAGACGUUAUUAUCAUGCGAAAAUGUCGGUGAGAAUACUGAUAACAUCGAUAACGAUCAACAACAACAACAAAUCGAAAUAUCAUCAUUUAAAAAUAAUGAUGAUAUGGUCGUCAAGUCAUUGCCACCGUCAAAAUCCCCCUGCACUAAAUCGUCGACGCAUGCGAACAGCUUGAGCGAUGACAAUUUAAGCCAACAGCACCAGCAGCAUCACGAACCACCAUUAUUAGCCAGAAAACGACAGUUUCAUUCGAAUUAUUCCGUUUCGUCACCGCUUUCGUUAUCGGAACCUCAGCAGAUCACUCCGAAGCAAGAAGUAUCGGUGAGCAAUGCCAUCCAAUCACCGUCAUCCUCAUCGCUGUCCUCUUCGUCAGUGACCGUAUCGUUGACACAAACUCAGAACACUCAAGCGCCCUCAACUGAAGAGGCGAAUAGCCACAGCUCAACGCUAACAUCCACAACGGUAUCAAGGCGACGGCAGUUGAUUGGCUCCUCGCAGGAACACAAACAACAACAACAACUGAUUGAUCUAUCGCAUACGUCACCAAAAUGUUCGUCGCUCUCACCGCCGCCAUCCAAAAAGAUGGAACCAUCAGCAGUGCCGAAAGGAGAAGAGCAAAAUCAGUCUGUUUCUGAAUUACAGCCUCAGAGGCAAGCAAAAACGACAAAGAGGAAUGCAACUGCUGAGCAAGCGUCGUCAGCAUCUUCGUCAUCAGAAUCGCAGAAGGAAUCGAAUAAACUGGCGAAAUUGCGACAAAACGCGCAGUCACCCGAAUUACCGUUGCGUUCCGUGAAGAUGGAAGAUGUUCUGGAGAAAAUGGAUUUGACCGGUGCUAAUACAACAGAACUGCAGCAAUCGGAAGGUAUCGUCGCGAAAGAAGAGUUGAAGAGUGCUGAUCGUUGUCUGAUUGCUGCCGAUCUGAGUAUGACCGAUGAAAAUAUGUCAUCAAUUCAGAACGACGAAAAAUGCGUUGCCGUUCGGCGGCCAAUAAAAAUCAAAAUCGCAUUCGGAGAAGGGACGUUGCGAAAGCAUGAAGAUAUUGAUGGGUUGAACAAGAAGAAAAAGGAUAAAAAGAAGAGUAAAAAAAGGAAACAUCACGGCGAUCAUCGUCAUCAUCACCAUCAUCACGACAGCAAACAACAUCAAGUGGAAGUUGAAACGAACGAAAUAAUUGCGGAAUGUUCCAAGAAGGUGAAUGAAAUCGAAAAUGUCGAUGAUAAUAAGUGCGAAGAGUUCGUCGCGUCAACCUAUGAUGAUCCAUCACAUUCGCGGAUUUUGAUGCGGAUUUCGAGAAAAAAGAAUCACUCGAAUACUGUCUCACCAACACCGCCACAGCAAAACCAACAACAGCAAAAACAGCAACAACAACAAGUGGUCAUUCCUGCUAAUCACAACAGAAGUAGUGAGUUGAAAGCAAGCAAUUUGAUACACGGCAACGAUGAACAGCCACGAAUACCAAAGUUGAAGAUUCGUAUUGGUAAGAGCAACGAUCGAGAGCAUCACGAUGCAUCGCAAAUCGCAGAACGUCAAACCGACGUGUCCAAGAAAGCAACACGUGCAGUGAUUAACUUCUUCGAUAAGGAGCACUCGAGAGAGUUGAACAUAUCACCCGAUGUGACAUUGUCGCGAAACACGUCUUUACCGAACAUCAUAGCCGAGCCAUGCUCUCUCUCUUCUGCUACUGCUACUACUACUGCUGUUCAGUUCUCACCGCAAUCAGAAGCAUCGGAUGAAGAGGCAGAACGACGACUACGCGCUCAGACUGACAAAGUGUUGAAUCAACUGAGUGGUUGGAGUGGUGGUGGUGCUGGUGGUGGUAGUGGUGGCUAUGAAACGGAAGCUGCUAGAGGAGGGUCGUCAGGUGGUGUAGACACGAAUGUGGCAGCGUGUCUGGGCAGAGGAGCGCAUCUGGCGGGUGGCAGAAUCGGAACACGAACCGAAAUCGGAACAAGAGUGUCCGCCGACAUACAAUUGCCGAUGAUAUCACGUCAGCAGGCACCAAAUCAGAUGUGCUCUCAAAUGAAUCGCCUUCAAAAUAUGGUCAAUAAUUUUGGGCACAGUCAACAAGUGCAACAACAACAACAACGUUGUACUGCUGCUGCAACUACUGUUGCUAUACCAUCAGCAGCAGCAGCAGCAGUGGUAGCUCAGCGAACCAUUCGAGAACGCGACCAAGAGCCAUUCGCACGACUGGUUGGUCGUAGUCCUUUGUUGAAACCAUCAGCGAAUGCCCUCAUCAACAAUCCUCUGGCCGCAUUUAACACGGCCGCAGUGUCACAGUGGCUCUCAUCACAAAAGGCUGUGUUCGGUGUCAAUAUGAGCAAUACAAUGCAAGCUGCUACGAGUAGUAGUAGCAGCAGCAGCACCCAUCAGCAUCGUGCCCAACAACACUACAACAACACCCUGGCAGCACUAUCGCAAUCGCAGCAGUCUCAAGCGUCAGCAUCCAGUUUAUCGCAUUUACAAUCGUUUUUAUCAUCGACCGCCUCCUCGUCGUCGUCAUCGGGUAAUAGUUUAUCGCACCAACAAUUCCAGCAGCAGCAGCAGCAGCAACCGCCAUAUCGUCAGUACCCACAACGCCAUCCAGAUAGUAGUCUGCAAUUGCCCGGUAUCGCUGGCAUUGACAGUUGCCAUAUUCCGAAUGCUCGGCGAAAUAAUUUUAACAGUGGAAACAUUCGAUAA